Molecule: messenger RNA, 1698 nt
Organism: Saccharomyces mikatae IFO 1815
Lineage: Eukaryota; Fungi; Ascomycota; Saccharomycetes; Saccharomycetales; Saccharomycetaceae
Product: Yap1802p
Exons: 1
Coding region: 1-1698 (565 amino acids)
Biological process (GO): clathrin coat assembly; vesicle budding from membrane; clathrin-dependent endocytosis
Cellular component (GO): clathrin-coated pit; clathrin-coated vesicle
Molecular function (GO): phosphatidylinositol-4,5-bisphosphate binding; clathrin heavy chain binding; SNARE binding
Source: RefSeq, a predicted model, not a curated record
AUGUCUUCAUUAUAUACCAAGUUGGUAAAAGGGGCGACCAAGAUAAAGAUGGCCCCUCCAAAGCAAAAAUACGUGGACCCUAUUCUCUCAGGAACUUCGAGUGGAAGGGGACUACAAGAGAUUACCCAUGCGUUGGAUAUAAGAUUGUCUGACACAGCAUGGACCAUUGUCUAUAAAGCAUUAAUUGUGAUGCAUCUGAUGAUACAACAAGGCGAGAAGAAUGUCACGUUAAGACACUACUCUCAUAACUUGGAUGUCUUCCAGUUAAGAAAAAUCUCACAUACAUCUAAGUGGUCUUCCAAUGAUAUGAGGGCUUUGCAGAGGUACGAUGAGUAUCUGAAGACACGUUGUGAAGAGUACGGUAAGUUAGGUGUGGACCACCUUCGAGACAGUUACUCUUCGUUAAAGCUGGGAAGUAAGAAUCAACUAUCAAUGGAUGAAGAGUUAGAUCAUGUUGAAUCGUUAGAAAUUCAAAUCAAUGCUUUGAUAAGGAACAAAUACUCUGUUCCUGACUUAGAGAACCAUUUGUUAUUGUAUGCAUUUCAAUUGUUGGUGCAUGAUUUAUUGGGUUUGUACAAUGCCCUUAAUGAAGGUGUCAUUACACUGCUGGAAUCAUUUUUUGAAUUAUCCAUUGAGCACGCCAAAAGGACGCUAAAUCUUUACAAGGAUUUCGUGGAUAUGACAGAGUAUGUGGUUAGAUACUUAAAAAUAGGUAAAGCUGUUGGUUUAAAAAUCCCUGUAAUUAAACAUAUUACUACAAAGCUGAUCAACUCCUUGGAAGACCACUUGAGAGAUGAAACGAGAAGACAGAAAGGGCAAAAUUCCGAACAGCAGCAAGAUAGAAAACAAUCUGCAAUCGUUAGUUCUACAGGCGAUCACGAUAACAAUAAUAGCAACAGAUCUAUGGCGCAGAAAAAACUGGAACAGAUAAGAGAGCAAAAAAAGCUACUUGAGCAACAACUUCAAAACCAACAAUUGCUCAUUUCUCCCACAGUUCCGCAUGAUGCUUAUAACCCAUUCGGAUCUCAACAACAAGGUCUAAAUAAUGACAUCUUCUCAUUCGAGCCGGUCCAACCUCAAGUAACCACCCAAAUACCUCAGCAAACUGCUAAUCCAUUCCUACUCCAACAGCAGGAACAGCCUUUGCACUUGGUAUCUGCAUCUACAAUGCCACUGCAGGGUGAAAUACCGAUAACCCCCAACUUGAAUAGUCAACAGACAGGGUUGUAUGCCUCCAAUCUUCAAUACACUCCAAAUUUCACUGGCUCAGGAUUUGGCGGUUAUACAACCACCCACAACAACGCAGUGAUGACAAGCACAUUAGACCCAACAAAAACGGGGUCCAACAAUCCAUUUUCAUUGGAGAAUAUUGCUAGAGAACAAGGACAAGAAAACUUGCCGGGUUCUCCAAAUCCGUUUACCCUACAGCAAGCACACACUACUCCAAUUCUUGCUCAUAGUCAAACAGGCAAUCCAUUUCAAGCACAAAACAUGAUGACAUCGCCAAUGGGCACAUACGUUACUGGUUCCGCGGCUGGCCAAGUUCAAUAUGCAUCCACUGGUGUGCAAGAGCAACCACAAGUCGUUCAAGGUCAACAGACUGGUUAUGUCAUGGUCCCCACUGCGUUCGUUCCAAUCAAUCAACAACAGCAACAACAGCAGCGUCCGCAAGAAAAUUCUAAUUUAAUAGAUAUAUAA